GACCUCAAUCUUCCAGUAGUUGUACAUGCGCGAGAUGCGGACAACGACACCAUGCACGUUCUGAGAACCACCUUGCCUCGGGAGCACAAGGUCUAUAUCCAUGCUUUUCAGGGUGGCACAGACUUUCUCAAGCAGGCACUGGCUAGAUAUCCGAACUGCAUCUUCGGCAUCAGCGGCAUGGUCUGGUGCAGUGAAGGUGCAGUGCGAAUUGCGCAGAACUGCCCGUUGGACCGCAUGGUUCUCGAGACGGAUGCUCCCUAUUUGGCACCCACUCCUUCAGACAUACCAGAGCUUGCUCGCAAAAUUGCGGAGAUGAAGGGCGAGACAACUGCCAGGGUUUUGAAGACCACCACUGAGGUUUGCCAGGAUUUUUAUGGGUUGUCUUCAUUUUGGAGCAGCCGAAGAUGCGAGGGUGCGUGA
Messenger RNA from Symbiodinium pilosum, 420 nucleotides. The record is from the annotation of a GenBank genome assembly. Lineage: Eukaryota; Dinophyceae; Suessiales; Symbiodiniaceae.